GAUGACAGCAAAUAUCAGCGCGCUUCUGAUAGGAAUGGCGUAGAAGGCGUUAAGUCGAGCAGGCAAGGCACUCCUCGACAUCCUCAAGACAAUGCAAAGUACCCAGAGCGAAAAGCUCCUGCGGAUACUACAGGUACUGGCAAAGAUAAGACUAAACGUGCACCAGGUAGUUCAGAAGCAACUACUCCUACUGAUCCACCGGCUCGGUCCGAUGAGCCUGAGAAGGAGUACGAAGAGGAUAAACCCGUCGACAUAGAUGCUGAAUUAGAACGUAGACGUCGUCGUCGCGAAGAACUUCUUGCUAAGUCGCGUGGUGCCACACCCAUGCUAGUACAAGCUCUCCAAGCAUCAGAGAAGACGAAUGGAUCAUCGACAGGGGGUAGUCAAACAAGGGCAAGCACGCCCAUGGCUGUCGAUGGAAACACUCCUCGAUCCAGUAAGCAACUCUCUGUUCUCAGUCAGAUUAACCCAUCAUUAACAUUACCUACAGUUACUACAUCACCAAAUUCUCCGGCCCGUGGUCUUCAAGAAGGAAUGUCGCCUGCCGCAAUUGAGAUAUCCAGCGACCAAGAACUUAUCAACACGCAUGGCAAAUUUAAAGGUACUGAUGAAGAUGGUCCUUCUGCAGCAGACUACGAUCCCACGGUAGACAUGAGAGAGGAUGAGUUACGAGAUGAGCGUCGCCAUGGCCAUAUCGGUCCCCAUGGAGAGGUGCUCCCUUCUAAUCAGAAAGCUGAGAUAGCCGUGGUAGAUGAGCCGCAGACACAGGAGAAGUCAAGAACAGAUGAAGACGAUGACUUCGACAUGUUUGCUGAAGAGUUUGACGAAGAGAAGUUUGCUGCGCCGAAACCUACUCACCUAGAUGCCGCCGCAGACAAUGGCGAAGUUCCUGUUCCCAUUAUUCACGCCAAUGCUGGUGGUAUCCUCGAAGGUGACGACAAAGAGGGAUAUUACAAAAUCCGAAUUGGUGAGAUCAUGGACGGUCGAUACCAAGUUCAAUCAACUCUUGGUAAAGGCAUGUUUUCCGGUGUUGCCCGAGCCAUGGACAUUACGAACAAGAAAUUGGUCGCCAUCAAGAUGAUGCGAAACAACGACGCCCUCAGGAAAGGAGGCUUUACUGAGAUCGCGAUUUUGCAGAAAUUAAACGAGGCCGACCCUGAGAAUCGUAAGCACAUUGUGAAAUUCGAGCGUUACUUUGAACAUAAGGGUCACCUUUGUCUAGCAUUUGAAAAUCUCAGCUUGAACUUGAGGGAGGUUUUGAGGAAGUUUGGCAACAAUAUCGGUAUCAAUCUAAGUGCAACACGGGCAUAUGCACACCAGAUAUUUGUGGCUUUAGCUCAUCUUCGGCGAUGCAGUAUUAUUCACGCUGACUUGAAGCCGGACAACAUCUUGGUCAAUGAAAAUCGCAACGUCCUUAAGAUCUGUGAUUUGGGUACGGCUAUUGAUAGAUCAGAUGCUGCAACUGCGAAUAACGAAAUCACACCGUACCUGGUCAGUCGAUUUUACCGAGCACCAGAGAUCAUCCUCGGGAUGCCGUACGACUACGCCGUUGAUAUGUGGUCCAUAGGCUGCACAUUGUAUGAGCUCUAUACCGGCAAGAUUCUAUUUACGGGCGACAGCAACAACCAAAUGCUUAAAGCAAUAAUGGAGAUCCGUGGCAAGUUUAGCACCAAGCUGUACAAACGCGGCGAAUUAUCCCAUAUGCACUUUGAUGAGGUUGGUAAUUUUAUCAGCCACGAGAGGGAUAAGGCGCUUGGAAAGACAACGGUACGAACUCUGGCUAUUGUUAAGCCGACUCGUGAUCUUCGCACUCGCCUCUUGGCCGCCUCUGGAGGCAUGAACGAUGUGGAGUCCAGGGAUCUCAACCACUUUGUGGACCUCCUAGAAAGAUGCCUGACACUCAACCCGGAUAAGAGGAUUACUCCAGCUGAGGCUCUGAAGCACCCUUUCUUCACAACUAAGCUUGCUGGACCCCAAAGGUAGAGCCAUGUGGGACCACCGCGAAUGUUGGGUCAUAGUGGUGCCUAUUAAUAUGCUGAAUAUACGGCAUCUUACUAAACGUCUCACGCAACAGCAGACCUCUAUUGCAGAUUCCAUUGGAACCCUUGGAUUAACCCUCAGGGAGACGGGUGGAGUUAUCGUGGUGACAUGCAAUGCGGCUACGUGAUUCGCGCCGAGAUACUUCGAUAACAAUGUGGGAAUAUGGUCGCCUCGAGUGGACAGUCUUUUUCUAAGGUUCUAUUAAUAGUGCUCUAUCCAUGACGCGUGGGGCUAGUCGGAGGACUUCGUUAAUGUUAUAUAGUCCCAAAGAAGCCACACUAUCCAGGCGCAAGGGGGGUAAUGGAUGCCGAAAUGCCUUGAUUUAGAAUACAAGACAACACAAUAAAUGGUAUAAUCAUGAGCUACCUAUUUCUA
Molecule: messenger RNA, 2415 nt
Organism: Annulohypoxylon truncatum
Lineage: Eukaryota; Fungi; Ascomycota; Sordariomycetes; Xylariales; Hypoxylaceae
Product: kinase-like protein
Exons: 3
Coding region: 325-1983 (552 amino acids)
Biological process (GO): peptidyl-threonine phosphorylation; mRNA cis splicing, via spliceosome; peptidyl-serine phosphorylation
Molecular function (GO): protein serine/threonine kinase activity; ATP binding
Source: RefSeq, a predicted model, not a curated record